Salmo salar (Atlantic salmon) is the source of this 5350-nucleotide messenger RNA. RefSeq names its product histone deacetylase 7. Lineage: Eukaryota; Metazoa; Chordata; Actinopteri; Salmoniformes; Salmonidae. The record is from RefSeq and is a predicted model, not a curated record. Gene Ontology annotation, biological process: negative regulation of transcription by RNA polymerase II; epigenetic regulation of gene expression. Gene Ontology annotation, molecular function: histone deacetylase activity. Gene Ontology annotation, cellular component: histone deacetylase complex.
AUUUUACUGUUCCUCAAAGGAGAUGAACGUUAGACUAACAGAUCAACUCAACAGAAACGUCGCAGAAAUGAUAGCUUCAACAAUGCGAAAAUUAGACAGGUUAUGUCAACACCUCUCGUUUAGUUUUUGUUGCGCGUUAGACGAAGGGAAGUAGGCUAAUCAGUUUUUUUUUGAGUUGUCAAGAUAUUUCAUUCGCUACGUUUACAGUAGCCUCAUAUUACAGACGGCCUGUAUGUUUCGCAAUAUUGGACCACAUGUUGCUCCCCUGUUGAAUUUUAUUCGCUAAUUAAUAUCAGCGUUGAAGACAUCAAUAAAUCAGAAAACUGAUCUCAAAUUUAUGUGUCAAAUAGUAACCGCGGAGAUGGACCAAUAGAAUCUGGACCUCAAAUAGAGACAGGCAGACUGGAAAGACGUUUUUCGACAGUGACGGUGGAUGGGCUAAUCCCUCGCGAGGCUUCGUCACCACUCCGGCCGGUGCGGCCCAUGGACCUGCGUACCCAGGGGCUGGUGCGACCCGGGCCAGACUCAGCCAUGCUGGCCCCCCACCUCCCCCCAUUCCUGGGGGCCUUCUCAGCCCAGCACUGUGCCAAGUACUCCCAGCAGCACCUGCCACAGCACAUCCAGUACGAGUAUGACAGGGAGCAGAGUCGGCAGGAGAAAGAGCAGGAGAAGAGACAGGAGCUGCAGCAGCUGAUGCACAAGGAUAAGAGCGAGCAGAGUGCUGUGGCCAGUCCCCUGGUGAAACAGAAACUCAGAAGCCAAAUCCUGAAGAGGAAGGAGCAGGCCGCCCUGGAGAGGACCGUCUCCAACCCCUUCAGCAGCACCACGCCCAGGGGUUACAGGGAAUUGGCCCCAGAUCCUGACAUGACCCCAAAGCCUCACAUGGUGACCCCUGAUGUCCAUCAUCCACUAUGUGACCAACGCAAGGACACGCCCCUCAGAAGAACAGCCUCAGAGCCCAUCCUGAAGGUGAAGAGUAAACUGAAGAAGCACAUCAACUCCAGACAGAACCCUCUCCAACGCAAAACCAGUGCUCCCCCUACUGUCAAGCACAGAACGCCGGACACUCUGGACUAUUCCCCCAGCAGCAGUAGCACUCCAGUGUCGGGGUGCAGCUCGCCCAAUGACAGCCUCCUCUCGGAUAGCCCAGUUACUACCGGACUGGCCCACGAGGCUCAGAGGUUGCUGCUCCAGGAUGGCACACUGGCCCACUUCUCCUUGCCCUGCUCCACCGCCCGGCCCACCAAUAGCGCCAGGCUGACCGCCCAGGGUGACAGGGAGUCGGGUAGCCAUCAGAGGGUGGCCAGGGUACUGCCCCAUGUCUACCUACCCAUGGAGGGCCUCAGUGCUGCCCAGCUGGCCCACCAACGCCUCCAGCCCGUGCUCAUCCUGGAACCCUCAGUGCUGCUGCACACACAGCUAGUCAAUGUGCGAGGCCUGAGCCCGGGACCUCUCCAAUACCCCUCCUCCAGACUGGAAGGCCUGGCUCCCCCGGGCCUCCACAGACCCCUGGGUCGGACCCGCUCUGAGCCCCCCCUGCACUCUCACCACCACCAGCACCAGUUAAUGCAGCAGUACCACAACGCACUGCUGCUGGAGAGACUCAAACAGAACACACACCUGGGCAAGCUCAUGACCAAGUCCAGUGAGAAGCCUCGUGUCACACAGAUCCCCUCGAAGGACAUGGACCCGGCGGAGAGCGGGCCUGGGGACGGCUACCAGAGGAGGAGACAGAGUGGGACCAGUAGCACUGAGUCAAUGUGGGACACAGAGUCCACCUCCUCUGGCGAUUACCUAGGAGAUCACACUAUGGAACACACACCUCUGAUGAAUCAGUCAUUUCGUUGGGAGCAGUCCAGGCACCACCAGGUCCUGACAGACAGGCGUAGACAAGCGACCCACCUGGACCCCCUGGGUGUGCCCGUGGCUCUGGGCCCUGCCCACCGCCCCCUCGGUCGCGCCCAGUCCUCCCCCGCCUCCACCUCUCUCCCCCCUCCUCCACAGCCCAAGGACACCCCACUGUCUCUGGCCGGCCCUGGUUCGGAGACCACCGCCAAGCUACGCUUCACCACUGGUCUGGUGUAUGACUCUCAGAUGCUGAAGCACCAGUGCACCUGUGGCGACAAUAGCCGACACCCCGAGCAUGCUGGAAGAAUCCAAAGCAUCUGGUCCAGACUUCAGGAGAGAGGCCUCAGGAACCAGUGUGAGUGUAUCCGGAGCAGAAAGGCAACUCUGGAGGAGCUUCAGUCUGUCCACUCUGAGAAACACGUCCUGCUGUACGGCACCAACCCACUCAACCGCCUCAAACUGGACAACCGCAAGCUGGCUGGAAUCUUAUCUCAAAGGAUGUUUGUGAUGCUACCGUGUGGAGGAGUUGGAGUGGACAACGAUACGAUCUGGAAUGAGACGCACACGUCGACGGCGUCUCGCUUGGCGGCAGGCAGCGUGACGGAACUGGCGCUCAGGGUAGCACAGGGAGAGCUGAAGAAUGGCUUUGCAGUGGUGAGGCCCCCUGGACACCAUGCAGCCCGCUCUACCCCCUUGGGUUUCUGCUUCUUCAACUCCGUGGCCAUCGCAGCCAAGCAGCUCCAGCACAAACUCAGCAUCAGCAAGAUCCUCAUUGUGGACUGGGAUGUUCACCAUGGCAACGGUACCCAGUCAGUGUUCUACAACGACUCCAGCGUGCUGUACAUCUCCCUGCAUCGCUAUGACAAUGGCAACUUCUUCCCCGGUAGCGGGAACCCAGACGAGGUUGGAGCAGGAGCAGGUGAAGGCUUCAAUGUCAAUGUGGCAUGGACGGGAGGCUUGGACCCUCCCAUGGGCGACGCUGAAUACCUGGCAGCAUUUCGGACUGUGGUGAUGCCGAUUGCCCAUGAGUUCUCUCCUGACAUGGUGCUGGUCUCAUCUGGUUUCGAUGCCGUCAAUGGACAUCCGGCGCCGCUGGGGGGCUACAAAGUGUCGGCCAAGUGUUUUGGCUUCCUGACACGUCAGCUGAUGGGGCUGGCGGGGGGCCGGGUUGUCAUGGCACUGGAGGGGGGUCACGACCUCACGGCCAUCUGCGAUGCGUCGGAGGCCUGCGUCCGCAUCCUGCUAGGCACUCAGGUGGAGCCCCUGUCUCAAGCGGUUCUGGAGAGGAGACCCUGUCGCAACGCUGUCCUCUCUCUACAGAGAGUCAUACAGGCCCAGGGUGAGUACUGGCGGUCGUUGAGGGCAGUGGCCCACACAGUGGAUCAGUCCUACCUGCAAGCCCAGGGACAGAGUCUGAGACGGAACUCAGAGGACCACAACAACACAGUGUCCGCAAUGGCCUCUCUCUCCAUGGCUAGCCUCACCACAGACAGGACACACAGAGAUGAACUCAUGGAGGGGGACUGUGACUCCAUGUAGACAAGUGCACUUUCUGAUAAACCUAUCAUCACAGACAAACACACUGUCAUCCACUCGGCGCUGCUUCACUUGACCAGAAUCCACUGCCUCCAGUUGUCACUGUACAGACCACAUUCUGACCUCUUAUAGUCAAACUGACUAGUGUACGCCUCACACACUCCUACACCUCAUCAGAACACAGUACUACUGGCCUUACUAAGACCACUCGCCUGCUUCGACCGCAACUUAACCACACACCGAGAAGACAUCCCAUGAACAGGGAAAAGGAGGACCAAGAGGAAGGACAAUGAACACUUGUGUUCUUGACAUGCCACUCCGUGCCUUUCCAGGUGUGUUACUCCCCCAUUACCAUAUAACAUUGUGAAUUGUGAGGACACAGAAGGAGAGGAGCACCAGACCUGAGCAGAAACUGGAAGGGUGAAAUAUACAUCCUUAGUCCAAACCGCUUUCAAACACCACUGGGGAGGUUACGACUUGACUUGUAUCAUGAAGUGACUUGACAAAGACCAGCUAGACGGCAGGCUGUGAACAGAGUGUCUCUGGGGAGGAGGACAACUGUUUUUUGCCUCGGUCACAGGUUACCGCGGAGCAUCGCCAGGCCGACAGAGCCGAAUCACAAAAGGAAGUAGGAAGUUGUCCCAUGUCCCCACAGGAAGUCACUAUGAAGGAAAACAGACAUUGGACACUCACCAGGGGACACCUAAAAUGCAUCUCGUUCUGAUGAUGUCAUUCGUAUUUAUGCGUCGCCAACAAAAUGAAGAAAAAGAGAGAGGAGACUGAGAAUUUUGUACAGACUUUUUUUUGCACUGUGCAUUUUGUAAUGUGAACCAAGGAGAGAAUGACAGUAUAGACCACAUUGAAGCUCUCCUGGGAUUGGUGAUAAAACAUAUAAAUGAUCAUAUUUGUGUUUUUAAGCUGAUUGAAUUAUUGUAAGUUUUAUCUAUUGCAUAUUGUAUUGCAAACGUCAAUACAUAAUGGUAAUAUUUUUUUAUUAUCACAUAGCGAACCCUAUGAUUCACGUGCACAGAUAGGGCUCUACCUGUGCAAAGCAUAUGCCCCUUUUCCCUUCCAGUCUCCAAAGUGGCCUUUUGGGUGGUGGUAUAAUUUCCCCCCAAAUUAAUUUUUUUGUAAAAAAAAAUGUGUCAUUGUGGUUCAGAAGUCGUCGUGACGUCGUCAAGUUCGCCACCCCACACCCCGUCCAUUGGUUGUGCCAACCCACACGCCCGGUUGUACCAGUUUCCCAGUCUGCCAUGUACAGAGAUUUAACAAUACUACUGGCCUUACUAUGCAAAAAAAUGUAAACAUUUUCACAAAAGAGGCAUUUGGUAUGUUAGGAAUUUCAAGAUAUGAAUAAUAGUAUUUGUUUUGGUAGUGGGGUGCCAUUUUUUGGGGGGGGGAGCACCUGCCCCCUGAAAGAUCUGUGCAUGGCCCUGAUAGGUUUUAUAGUUGUUUUCCUUCCAUAGGACAAAAAACAUGCAAAAGUGAGGGUAAGACUUUGUUAACACUCCCUUUCAGACAGCAGUUGAGGGCAUCUUCACAUUCUUUAUCAUUCUAGUGAUAAAAGUUAUUAGGAAUUAAUCAUAUGAUCAGUGAGACAAUUCAAUCAGGAAACACAGGCAGUCGGAUCAAACGUUCCAAAGCUGUUUCAGCCAAUUACACACACCGUCAUACUGUACGGAGAAGUCCUACUCAACACUUGACCACACACAAAAUAAAUGUUUAUGGAUGUCAAAUCAAAUGCAAAUCAAAAUGUAUUGGUCCCAUACACAGAUUUGCAGGUGUUAUAACAGGUGCAGUGAAAUGCUUAUUCGCUACACCCGCAAUAACAUCUGCUAAAUAUGUGACCAAUAACAUUUGAUUUGAUUUGACUGGCUCCAACAGUGCAGUAGAAUGUCAUACAAAUACAAUACAAAUAUACAAAUAAUCAAAAAAAUAAAUAAAGAAAUGACAGAACGAGAACACA